Vitis riparia (riverbank grape) is the source of this 3058-nucleotide messenger RNA. Its product is annotated as phosphatidylinositol 4-phosphate 5-kinase 6-like. Gene Ontology annotation, biological process: phosphatidylinositol metabolic process. Gene Ontology annotation, molecular function: 1-phosphatidylinositol-4-phosphate 5-kinase activity; ATP binding. Lineage: Eukaryota; Viridiplantae; Streptophyta; Magnoliopsida; Vitales; Vitaceae. The coding region runs from base 246 to 2609 and encodes 787 amino acids. The transcript is spliced from 8 exons. The record is from RefSeq and is a predicted model, not a curated record.
AAAAAAGAAGAGAAAAACUAGUUUUUUUUUUUUGUUUUUGUUUUGGUUUUUUGGGUUUUUGUUCGUCUCCAUUGCUGUUGUUGUUGUUGUUGUUGCCGCUGCAGAGUCUUUCUCUGAGUUGGAAAAAAAAUGGUUGCUUUACUCAUUAAAAUGAUGGAUUGAGAGAGUUUUUGAUCCGGGUUUUCAUGGCUGAAGGUGAUUGAAAAGAGAGGAAUGUGAGAAGGAAAGUCAGAGGCAGAGGGAGAAUGAGCAAAGAACAGAGCGGCAUUGUGAAGGCUUGGGAAGCAACGGUACGCAAGUCACAAGCAGCUGCGAGAAGGAGGGCACAUAGCAUUUUCGCAACAAUGUCAGUGGCUCAUGCCGACGACGAUGAUUCUGUCUCCGGCCAUGCCUCCGGCGAGGUCUACCAUGCCGAGAAGGUCCUCUCCAAUGGCGACUUCUACACUGGGCAGUGGUCCGACAACCUCCCACACGGUCACGGCAAGUAUCUGUGGACAGACGGGUGUAUGUAUGUCGGCGAAUGGGUCAGAGGUAAGACCAACGGCAAGGGUCGUUUCAGCUGGCCCUCUGGUGCCACCUAUGAAGGUGAAUUCAAGGCUGGCUACAUGGACGGCAAAGGCACGUACACUGGCGCUUCCGGCGACACUUACAAGGGCUCUUGGAUCAUGAAUUUGAAGCACGGAGAAGGGACUAAAAGCUAUGCAAAUGGGGAUUACUACGAAGGCGAUUGGCGCCGAGGUUUCCAGGAAGGUCAGGGAAGGUAUCAAUGGAAGAAUGGGAACCAUUACAUUGGGCAAUGGAGGAAUGGCAUGAUUAGUGGCAAUGGCACUAUGAUUUGGGCUAAUGGGAAUCGAUAUGAUGGGGUUUGGGAGGAUGGAUUGCCUAAAGGGAACGGCACUUUCCGGUGGGCCGAUGGGAGCUUUUACGUCGGAAUGUGGAGUAAAGACCCCAAAGAGCAGACUGGUACUUACUAUCCCUCCGGUUCCCCCACCGGUCAUAUGGAAUGGGAUCCUCAGGAGUUGUUCUCCGUGGAGUUGAAUGACUGUAAGAUAAACCCUGGCGAGAAUGUUUCCAUUCUUCCCUUGCAGAAGAUGCUUAACUGGCCUGGGCUCGACGGGGAGUUCCUGCAGAAGCAGCCAAUUUGGAAGCCCAGUAAAGGGAACGACGGGAGCGUGCGGCCGAGGAGGAUGUCAGUGGACGGCAGAGUGAAUUACCACAGCUGGGAGGGCGAUGGAGAUGUUAGCUUUGAUAUUGUUGAUGGGAAUUCGCUCAUGGGGAGAGAUGUGGAUGAGGGUUUGGGAAGCCUUCAGCUUGAAGAUCCGGAUUUGACAGAAACCAGACAACAGCAGAUAAGAUUACAGCCAAUGAAGAGACAAGGCGAGACAAUAUCUAAAGGACAUAAAAAUUACGAGCUCAUGCUCAAUUUGCAGCUUGGAAUAAGACAUUCCGUUGGAAGGCCUGCACCAUCUACAUCCCUUGAUCUGAAAUCCUCGGCUUUUGAUCCUAAGGAAAAGGUGUGGACGAAAUUUCCUCCUGAAGGAUCCAAACACACCCCACCUCACCAGUCGAGUGAUUUUAGAUGGAAGGACUACUGUCCAUUGGUUUUCAGAACUCUCAGGAAAUUGUUCAAGGUUGAUCCAGCUGAUUACAUGAUAUCUAUAUGUGGGAAUGAUGCCCUACGGGAGCUUUCUUCCCCUGGGAAAAGUGGAAGCUUCUUUUACUUGACCAAUGAUGAUCGCUACAUGAUAAAGACAAUGAAGAAGUCCGAAGUAAAGGUUCUUUUAAGGAUGCUUCCAGCCUAUUAUAAUCAUGUUCGAGCCUUUGAGAACACUCUAGUCACCAAAUUUUAUGGUCUUCACUGUGUGAAAUUAACUGGGGCUGCCCAGAAGAAGGUGCGAUUUGUCAUAAUGGGGAAUUUGUUCUGUUCUGAGUUCGCCAUUCACAGGCGUUUUGACUUGAAAGGUUCUUCCCAUGGCCGCACAACUGAUAAACCCGAGGCAGAAAUUGAUGCCACAACAACUCUCAAGGACCUUGAUCUUAAUUUCAUCUUUCGAUUGCAGAAGGCUUGGUUCCAAGAGUUUUGCAGGCAAGUGGACAGGGAUUGUGACCUUCUUGAACAGGAGAGAAUUAUGGAUUAUAGUCUUCUGGUUGGUCUUCACUUCCGGGAAGCUCCUGGAACUCGAACUCCUUCUGGAAUUCGAACUCCUACUGGAAUCCGAACUCCUACUGGAAUCCGAACUCCUACUGGAAAUGGAGACCCUGAUAUUGAUGGAGCAGCCCCUCGUCUUUCUGGAGUAGACAUGGAUAAGCUUCUUCUUGACCGGCGGUCAUCCAUUAGAUUAGGUAUUAACAUGCCAGCAAGGGUUGAGAAGACAGUGAGAAGAGGUGAUGAGACUCAGCUAAUUGGAGAACCUACAGGAGAGUUCUAUGAAGUUGUCCUUUUCUUUGGUAUAAUAGACAUUCUACAAGACUACGAUAUUAGCAAGAAGCUCGAGCACGCCUACAAAUCAUUCCAAUUUGACCCAACCUCAAUCUCUGCAGUGGAUCCAAAGCAAUACUCAAAACGCUUCCGUGAUUUCAUUUUCAGAGCUUUCACAGAAGACACUUGAAGGUAUAGAUUUAGCCAAAAUCUUUCACAUGCAGCUGGUGAGUGUCCAUGUACAGUUGAGCUUCAGCAGUGAAGAAAGCUCUUACCAGCAAAAGGAACACAAUUUGGCCAUUGACAUGGCCUUUGCAGGGUAGUAUGUGGGCCUGCUAGGGUUACAAAUUUUGGUAAUUCAGCAUUGUACUCCCCCCCCCCUUCUUUCCAUCAUCUUUUUAUUUAUAGUCACAGAUAUAUCAUAUGUUCUAGUGAAGGUAUAGAUUGACAUCAUUAAGCAGAUCCCUACUCUAGCCUGUUCCAAUUGUAAAUGAAUUUACCAAAGGAUGAACCUAUUUUGGAGUUGAUUCAUUUUGUACCCGAAUUUUUUUCAUUUCCCAGAAAGCAAUGAGUUUCUGGGAUCUCGGCAUCUAAUAAAAAUGUACAGAAGGAAAUUGGAAUAGCAACAACUUCCAGUUA